Messenger RNA from Hevea brasiliensis (rubber tree), 983 nucleotides. RefSeq lists its product as uncharacterized. The record is from RefSeq and is a predicted model, not a curated record. Bases 1 to 708 code for a protein of 235 amino acids. Lineage: Eukaryota; Viridiplantae; Streptophyta; Magnoliopsida; Malpighiales; Euphorbiaceae. The transcript is spliced from 4 exons.
AUGUCACUGUACGCAUCAUUUAUAGACCUUUCCAGUAGUCUUCGGCUUGCUUCUGGUUGGAAGAUAGAAGCGGAUGGGUCUGAGGAUUGCAAUAAUGAGGGUUCUAGGUAUUGCUUUAGUCCUCCAUACGUUGCUGAUACAAAUAGGAAGGCUUUAACAGUAGAAAUGCAUGUACAAGAACAGCGGCACAUUGUGGAGGACAAGGAUGCGAAUAAUGGCUACUCUUACCCUGGAAGCAGUGUCAACAACCACCAUUGCAUCCCUAGGCAGGAUUUUAACAACGGCGGCGGUGUCGGCAGCAAUGGCAGUGGUGGAGAUCAUGCUCGAUCACACAAGCUCAAUAGAUGCCAGCAAGCUCCUCUAUAUAAACAGUUUAGAUUUGUCUUCAUCUACUCCAUUGAACUCUUUGCUCUAUACUUGGGGGAAAAAGGAACCAAAACGAUUGCAAGAAUGAGGGUUCUAGUGCUUGCUCUAGCCCUGGUGAUGGUUGGAUCCUGCUUUGCUGCAGGGAACAAGAAAGAUUUAGUUUUUGAUCUUGAGAGGUAUGAUCCUAAGAAAUGGAGUAGCCCGCACCUUGUUGAAGACCAGCAGGAAAUUGGUAAUCAUCCUGAUAAUGAACAAGAAAGCGACCACCAUAAAAUUCCCAGGGAAAAUUAUGGACCACCAAAAUACACUCCCAUGGAAAAUUAUGGUAAAGGUACACCAUAACUACGUAGUGGGUGAUAAUGGAAAUGGCAAAGUUUAAUUUCUGAAUCAUAAUUAAGUAUUUUAAUAGUAAUGUUUGUGAUAAAAGGGGUUGUUUUUCUUCUUCUUUUUCUUCUUAGAAAAUGAUAAGUCUGGCUAGCUCUUGCCAACUCUAAUCAUAUAGGUGAGGACUUAUACAUAUGGUUUGGUUACUUCAAACUUGUCUGGUGUAGAACAAGAUCUAUAUGUAUAUCUUGUCACAGAUGUGCAUAAAUAAAAUCUCGUUGUUUUUUAAUUAA